CACAUGAAAUAUGGGGUUGGGGAAAAGCUCAAAUGUCCAACAUGUGAGUACACUUGUGCCAGUCGAUCGAUGCUCAACAGUCAUUUAAAGAAACAUUCGGUGGACAAACCUUUCCUGUGUGAGACCUGUGGCAGCUCGUAUAAAUUUGCGAGUUUGCUAAAGAAACAUUUUAAAAAAAUCCGA
Helobdella robusta is the source of this 183-nucleotide messenger RNA. RefSeq lists its product as hypothetical. Lineage: Eukaryota; Metazoa; Annelida; Clitellata; Rhynchobdellida; Glossiphoniidae. The annotation marks the transcript as partial. The transcript has a single exon. The record is from RefSeq and is a predicted model, not a curated record.